Molecule: messenger RNA, 2029 nt
Organism: Prinia subflava (tawny-flanked prinia)
Lineage: Eukaryota; Metazoa; Chordata; Aves; Passeriformes; Cisticolidae
Product: zinc finger protein CKR1-like
Exons: 3
Coding region: 285-1691 (468 amino acids)
Biological process (GO): regulation of transcription by RNA polymerase II
Cellular component (GO): nucleoplasm
Molecular function (GO): RNA polymerase II cis-regulatory region sequence-specific DNA binding; DNA-binding transcription repressor activity, RNA polymerase II-specific
Source: RefSeq, a predicted model, not a curated record
UGGAUAAGCUCAGCUCACAGCUCGGCUUCUCCUCCCUCUCCCGGAUACCGCCUUGGGCUUCCGGAGCGCAGCCGAGCCCGGCAUCGCCUCCAUUGUGUCCUGCGGGGGGAGCCUCGGUGGUCCCGGGGCUGCGAGGGGGGCUCCGGGCAUCGCCCCCUCCCUGCCAGGGGAGCUUCGGGAGGACGCUUCUCCUAAAGGAAAAGGCUCGGGCGGCCGAGGAGCGGGAGGGGAUUCUGGGGAGCCCCGAGGGAGAAAUCUGCGUUGUCCUGGUGCUCCCUCCUGCCAUGGAGCCGUGGAUGUCACUGGACCCGCGGCAGAAGGCCCUGUACCUCGACGUGAUGCACGAGAGCUACGAGACCCUCAUGUCCCUAGCAGCUCAGGGGCUGGUGAGUGAAAAAGCAGCUAAGAACGGAGCAUCGGAGAGCAGCGCCGGGCUCGGACCACACUCAUCCCACAGCCUGGAGCGGGAGAAGCCCCUCGGCUCCCACAGGCGCAAAGCCAGGCGCCCGGACAAAGCCGUGCUCCCCGGGAGCCCCAAACCCACCGUGCUCCCCAAGCUCGGCCACGCCAAACCCCACGUGCGCGGAAAGGGGCCGGCCCGGGAGCGCCCGUUCGGCUGCGCCGACUGCGGGAAGAGCUUCCCCUGGGCGUCGCACCUGGAGCGGCACCGGCGCGUCCACACGGGCGAGCGGCCCUUCGGCUGCCCCGAGUGCGGCGAGACCUACAGCCAGAGCUCGCACCUGCGGCAGCACCGCCGCACCCACGCCGGCGACCGCCCGCACAAGUGCGGCGACUGCGGCAAGCGCUUCGCCGCGGCGGCCGAGCUGGCGGCGCACGGCCGCGGCCACGCCGCCGACAAACCCCACAAGUGUGAGGACUGCGGGAAGGGCUUCGUGUGGGCGUCGCACCUGGAGCGGCACCGCCGCGUGCACACCGGUGAGAAGCCCUUUGAGUGCAGCGAGUGUGGCGAGGCUUUCAGCCAGGCCUCGCACCUCGCCAAGCACCGCCGCAGCCACUCGGGCGAGCGGCCGCACCGCUGCCCGGCCUGCGGGAAGACCUUCUGCCAGAGCUCCGACCUGGCGCGGCACCGCCGCACGCACCUGGGCAGGAGGCCCCUGCGCUGCGGGGACUGCGGGAAGCUGUUCCGGACGGGGCCGGCCCUGGCGCGGCACCAGCGCUGCCAUCAUCGGGAGCACCCGCACCGCUGCCCCGACUGCGGGAAGGGCUUUGUGUGGGCGUCGCACCUGGAGCGGCACCGGCGCGUCCACACGGGCGAGCGGCCCUUCCCCUGCAGCAGCUGCGGCGAGCGCUUCACCCAGAAGGUGCACCUGCUGCAGCACCGCAAGACCCACUCACCGGAGAGGCCCUACAAGUGCGGGGACUGUGGAAAGUGCUUCGGGGAGGCGCCCCCGUUCCUGGUGCACCGGCGCGGCCACACCGCGCACAAGAGCUACACCUGCGACGACUGCGGGAAGGGCUUCACCUGGGCGUCCCACCUGGAGCGGCACCGCCGCGUCCACACCGGCGAGAAGCCCUUCAGAUGCCCUGAGUGUGGCGAGGCCUUCACCCAGGCCUCGCACCUCGGCAAGCACCGCCGCAGCCACCUCCCCAAGGCCGUGGCGCCAUCGCCCCUUGCCAGGACGCGGCUUGUUGGGGACGCGCCUGGAGCUCCCGGCAGUGAGGACCCCUAAGGACUGAGACCCGCCCCCACAGUGUGAUGGAUGCGGAGAGACAACCAAGAGAAAACUUGUCUUGAGGACAAGCCAAAGGACAGCAAGUGACACUUGAAGGGCACUGGGGUGGGUGACAGGGGUGCUCUGUCGUGGCACAGGUCGGGAUUUAUCUGCCCUGGUGUCUCCUCACAGCAAUGGAUGAACUUUGCACCUGGUGCAGUCCAGGCCCCCAAAAAAGGGACAACCUGGGGGAGAAGGAGCCUAUUCCCGAAGGAAACAACACUUGGCUCCAUCAGGGAAGGGUAGGGGAACCAGGGCUGGUUCUGCUGCAAAAAUCCAGUGGUGUUGUGCUCGCU